GAAAACACUUCCGUCAAUGGCGUCCAUGGAGGCGGGCGCUUUUGAGCUUUCAGCUGUAAACAUCGGUGAUCUUUAGACAGGUUAUUAAGCAACAAAAAAUAAUGUCGUUUGUUAGAGUGCGAAGAACCCAUUCGGCUACUGGUAUUCCUCGUAAGAAGAAACCAAUGCGAAGAAAACCUGUUUGGGAUGACACUGUUAAUGAUUUAACUACACUGAAAGCAACACCAGAAGAAAUAGAAUACAGAAAAGCAUCUCACCUGUCAAAACAUGCCCUGGCUACUCGACUUCAAAGACAGAAAGACCUCCAAAAGAAAAAGAAAAAAGCAGCAGAUUUGAGCAUUUCAAAUGCUGAAGCCAGACAGCUUGCCAUUAUGAAGGAAGUUCUGUAUGACCAACAACAGUUUCAAAGUGCGAUAGCAAAGUCAGAUAAGAUGAUGUCAUCGGUGAAAGAUAUGUUUGGUGACGACCCUAAGAGAUUUACUGGCUUUCCUAAUGUCACUGCAGCUCCAGACCCUGAUGGUAUAGACAGGACGGCUAGUCUGAUUGCAGACCAUCCGGACAUCAGAACACGUAUGGAGGCUCUUAGUCAGUCACUCAUGGAUGGCUCAGCACUCAAUGACUUUGAGACAGACUCAGAUGAUGAAGUAGUUGCUCCUGAUCCCAUUACCUACCAGCCUCAAAUGAACAUGGAGAGGUUUGAGAAGUACCUGGCCCACGAAGAGAAGAAUAAUACUCUGAGUACUAUCAGUGGUCAGGCCCAACUGAGUCAGCUGGCCCUGGGUCCUAUACAGAGUACACAGAUACAGGAUACAGCCAGUCUACACACCUCUUUAGGAACUGCAUGUGAAACUCCAAAAAGGAAUCUGAAUGAGUCUGUCUCAAUUCUUAAAACCCCAAGGUCUGCAAUCAAUGAUACAAAAAAGAUCAAGAAGACAAGAAAACGUGUGGCUCCUCCAAAAUCUCCACAACACAACACGUCAGCUUUCAACCUGACAGAUCUACGCAAGGUGUUGGAAAAUCUCCAGGAUGAGAUUGCAGAGUUUGAAAAACAGACAGGACGUCGAGCUCCAGCUGAAAAACACAGACAGGAAACAUUUUCUGGAUACACACUGUCUCUGGUUGAUUCGGUCACCAAACUCAGUCGAUAUCUCAAAGAGAAUGAUCUGCGACUGAAGGCGGAGACAAUAGUGAGAGAGCAGCUCAUGCAGGAUGUGUCCCAGUUAGCAGCCCUCAUAGACGCUCUAACGUCUGAUAUUAUUUUAACUCAAGAUGAAUCAGCCAAGUUGAAGAAUGAAUUUACAAAGUAUAAGUUGGAAACUCAAAGUGAAAUACAACACCUCAAGACUGUGCUACACAAGGCUGGUCUUAUAGAGGAGGAAGCUGUGUUGAGAACACCCCCUAGAAGAUCCCCACCCCAACCAUCUGUUACAGAGUCUGAUGAGGACACCAAACAGCCACAGGAGCUCUCAGCUAUCCCCAAUCACAUUCAGUCUGCUUCGGCAGCUGUUCUGUUAUCCCCACCAGUCAGGAAAUCUCACCUACAGAAGGACAAGGAUGAAGGCUCAUCAGAAAACCAGCCAAACACAGCAGAUUUUUUUCCUGUUGGUGGACUCAACUAUAUGCAUGGACCAAUCAGCAGUAACCCUAGUCGGGCCAGCUCUGUGGAUAGCCACUCAGAUCCCACCCAGCUGUCCAAUGGUCCCACCCUACACUCUACAACUGGUGUUAGAGUCACCAGACCAAACGUGCCUUAUUCUACACACCAAGGGCAAAGUGAGUCCCAGUCUGAUCCUACACAGCCUCAGCAGGUCCAAGGGGCGCCAUGGUAUCCACAGUCCCAAUUUUUACAGAGCCUUCCCCCAGGGAAUCCCACACAGUCUCUAGCAUCAAGUCAGGAGCAGUCAUUGACUGGCAGCUCAGUACAGGGCUAUAGCCUUGCACGUCCCUCAGCAUCAUAUCCAGGAAACCAAGGGGCCCAAGGCAUGCAGAGCAGACCCUACCUCACCAACACUGCUGCCAGGGUGUCUGUGCCUCGUCCCACCCCCCUGGUACAGACCAAUGUGGAAGUACCACUCCAGAAUAGUGUUAGGCCAUCAGGACAGUUACCAGAACACUCAACAAUACGACAAGGAAUGGUACAAUCACUGGGAGGUCCUGCAGGCAUCCAGUAUCCAAUGGGAGGCCAGAUUUCUCACAGUGGGCGUAUAGGUGGUCUAGGUUUGUACCCAAGUGUGUCCCAAAGUGGUAUUCUGGGAAGUUCAGGCCAGGAUCAGAGACAGCUUGCCCACACCAGUGGUCUCCCUGCUCCACCCUCAUACAACAGCAAGGAUGUACUUGCUGCCCAGAUCCUGGAGCUAAACAAGCAGCAUGAGGAGGCUCAGGUCCGUCUUCAGAUAUUGAUGCAACAGCAGCAGAAUCAGCACCAGGAACACCUAGACCAGCAUCAUACUUUACAGGAGACUGACAGUGAGCUCCGUGCCGCCAUGGUCCUUGCCCAACGCAACCCACAACAGCAUGGCCUUCCUUCCCACCCUGUUUCUCCUCCAAUUUCUCCAAUAUCUCAGAAGUCGGAUAAAUACCUCAAUCUCCAGGGCUUGACCCAACAGGAUAACCAUGGUUCUUCUAGAGGCAUUACUGUAUCUAUUCCCAGCAUGAGUUUGGAUUCAACGAAUGAGAGCAGUCCCUCGCCUAAGAGAGCAUAG
Messenger RNA from Pecten maximus, 2702 nucleotides. Its product is annotated as spindle and centriole-associated protein 1-like. The record is from RefSeq and is a predicted model, not a curated record. NCBI's taxonomy places the organism in Eukaryota, Metazoa, Mollusca, Bivalvia, Pectinida, Pectinidae. Bases 102 to 2702 code for a protein of 866 amino acids. Gene Ontology annotation, biological process: regulation of centriole replication; mitotic spindle assembly; metaphase chromosome alignment. Gene Ontology annotation, cellular component: spindle; centrosome; centriole. The transcript has 18 exons.